UUACAGCAGAGGUUACAUGAGAGGUUCCACUGGUGGAUCUAGAAGAGGUUCCAUGAGUGGUUCAAGGGGAGGUUCAAUGAGAGGUUCUAUGCUUAAACAUCAUUUCAAAAUAUUACUAAUCCUCUCCUUUGCUGGAUACAUUAAUAGCUUCUCUCUGUACAAUGUCUGUCCUCCUGGGAAGAUGUUCAGAAAAGUGAAGAUCUACUAUUUAUGCGUCCCCAUUCAACCUCAAGGCAAAGAUCCAUUUCCUAACUCUAACCUCAACACUGUCAGGGGACCCGGGAUAGGUAUACUCCCCUCAGUCUGGUCAAUGAAAGGUGACAUUACCCGUAUAAAUCCUACGGAUAAAAUAGCUGAGGAACCUGAGAAGUUUUGGGACAGCAAAAGUGUCAUUCGGUACAUCAAGGGGCUUACUUUUAAAAGAGAUGGAGGUGAUUACGCAGAUGACUCCCCUCCGAUUUAUCAAGAUGAUUUACAGGAAUCUCCUCCAAUUUAUCGAGAUGAUUCCCUGGACUCUCCUCCGAUUUAUCGAGAUGAUUCAGAGAAAUCUCCUCCGAUGUAUAAAGACGAAUUCAUGGAAUCCCCUCCGAUGUAUCAAGAUGAUAUGGAGGAACAAGUGGCGGAGUCGCAAGAGCUGGAGCCCACAAAGCAAAAAAGGAAAUGGAGGACUAGACGUGGGUUCAAGGAGGCUGACCUUAACACUCUUGGAGGAUUCAGUUUUGGUCUUAUUGGUAAAAGAAGUGGAACUGAGGAUAACUUGGAACCUUUGGAUGUUGUAAACACGGCCUUGAACACCCAGGAGAAGAAGAGCAGCAGGUCGGCUGAUGAGGAAUAUCUUAAGAAAAUUGGCGGAUUCAGCUUCGGGCAUGUUGGGAAACGGAGUCCGUUCCGCUGGGGGAAAAACCUGGGUUUGUUACGAGAAAAUGCAAAAACCCGGACCAGGGGGGAAAUAGAGGUUCUUGACAUGAAGGAUUUCAAUUUAGUCCCUUGCAAAAGAAAUGUCUUGUGUAAUUCUGAUUUGGAGAUGAAUACUGAACACGAUGGCAAGGAAAAAUAUUAUGAAAUGGAUGAUUAUUCUUAUCUUCCUGCGUCAGUUGUAGACCCCCGUCUGUUGUUUAUAAGAUACGGAAAGAGUUUAAAUGAUGUACAUCAUCCAGGAAAAAAUAUGAAAAGAAGAAUCAGGCCCAAAAUGUACAUUUCCAGGCAUCCUAGUUUCCACGGACAAAGCGUAUUUGGAGUCCUGAGACCAGGAACUCGGGAACUUGAAAGAAUCUCCAAUAAGAAGAAACGAAAUUCGGUUGUUGGGAUAAACCAAUGGGGGAAGCGGAAAUAG
Molecule: messenger RNA, 1333 nt
Organism: Eurytemora carolleeae
Lineage: Eukaryota; Metazoa; Arthropoda; Copepoda; Calanoida; Temoridae
Exons: 9
Coding region: 17-1333 (438 amino acids)
Source: RefSeq, a predicted model, not a curated record